This is a messenger RNA of Gymnogyps californianus (California condor), 4149 nucleotides long. RefSeq names its product transcriptional regulating factor 1 (gene TRERF1). NCBI's taxonomy places the organism in Eukaryota, Metazoa, Chordata, Aves, Accipitriformes, Cathartidae. Gene Ontology annotation, molecular function: transcription corepressor activity. Gene Ontology annotation, biological process: regulation of transcription by RNA polymerase II; negative regulation of DNA-templated transcription. Gene Ontology annotation, cellular component: histone deacetylase complex; transcription regulator complex. The record is from RefSeq and is a predicted model, not a curated record.
CCGAGCUCGGGCAGCUCUGUAAUAAAUUAAUAUCGCAAUUGCUCCCUCUUCGCCGACACCGACAUAAGCCCCGCGCCCGGCCCCGCCGCUCCCCGCACCCGGCCCCCGCGCCUGCACUUGUUGCAGACUUCACGCCAGAUGGAAUUUUAUGACUUGCUGGAUUCUGAAUAGGACGAGGAGAUGUGUCUGAUAAGAUACACCACUUUGAGAUCACAGAAUGAAAGCAGCAUGAAAUGUUAUGGCAAAGACAGCACAGCAAGAUAUAGGAGUCUCACAAAUCCUCAAAAAUCAGGUGCCUGGCAUACUGAACCUAUUGAUCUGUGUAGGAUUUGUGCUGUGGUCCAUUUAUUGAAGAUGUGAAGCAACGUCGAGUCUGAGAUUGGAAUUGCGAACAGACUGGAGGAAAUCUUAGUCCUUGUGAUGCACAUGGACAUGCUGAAUUAUAAGUAAUUCUAGCUUCUUUUCCCCUCCCCUCCCUUCCCCUCACUCAGCUAUCUCAGGGUUCAUAGAGAUUUCAAUGGUUCGCGUGCCUGUAAGUUUGGAACAGAAGUGACCAAAAAUGGGGGACCAGCAAUUGUAUAAAACUAACCAUACUGCCAACAGCAAUGAGAACUUGUACUACCAACAACACCAAAUGAACUCCCUUCCAUCUCUAAAUCACAGCUAUGGGACAUCUGUUAUGGAUGCUCCCCAGGCGUCCCCUCUCUCCCAGUUUCCCCAAGAUUCAAGAGACAGUAUAGCUUUGCCUGUAGGUUCAAAAAGUCUUGGGUCAAUGGAUACAUCUCGACAAACCAGUUGGACACAUUCUGGCUCAGGAAACCAUGUCCCAGUGAGGAACAAUUUGAAUAAUCAAAGCGCAAUGUGGAGCCCCCUCGGGCAGGGGGAGUCCCACGAUGGAUACCAAUAUUCUUACUCUCAACCCAGUGAAAAUCGAUCGCAAAAAAUUACCAGUGGGGUCCUGCAUAAAUUGGACUCCUUUACACAAGUGUUUGCUAACCAAAAUCUGAGAAUUCAAGUCAACAACAUGGCUCAGGUUUUGCACACCGAGUCUUCGAUGGUGGAUAGUUCUGGUGACAGUGCGCUCAGGCAGCUGCUGUCCCAGAAGCCAGCGGUUGAGCAACAGCCUGUAACUUCCAGUGUACAAAGAUAUCAACCACUGCCACAGCAAACACACCAGAAUUUUGCAAGCACACAGCAAAAGCAACAAAUGCAAGUCAUGCAGCCCCAACAGUUGUACUACGACUACCAGCAGCAUUUAUCGCAAAUGCAGAUGCAUUCUGCGUUUCAGCAAGGACAGACGCACGUUCAGCAAAUGCAGUCCCAGCAGCUCUUACAGCAACAGAUGCAGCACUUGCAGCAGACUCAAUACUACGCUCAGCCGCAGCAGGGACAUCAGCGGCUCUCGAUACAGGAGAUCCAGCAGCAACAGCCAACUCAGCAGCAGCAGCAGCGGCAGUGUCCAAUGCAAAUAGCUCAGUAUUACCAAACGCAACCUGUCAUGCAGCAGUUACAGCAACAGCAGCAACAGAUGCAAUUGCCGCUUCCUCCAUAUCACAGGGAACCCGAUCCAAAGACUAUGCAUGAACCACACCAGUACUCUCAGGAUCCAAGUCACCCUGUGCAGCUUAUCCAGUUGGGAGCAGUGCCUCAGUAUUGCUACCAAGAUCCCCAUGAACAGUACAGGCACUUGUACCCGCAGAGUUUACUGCAGCAGCAGCAGCAAGAUCAGCAGAAGCAAUACCUGAGUGAGAGCAGAGCUCCGUCUCUGAACUCCCACAUUGGCCUCACUCCACCAGAGACCACGGAGGAUCUCACACGGCAGGAGAUUAAUUCUGUAGGUAAUGCUGUCCCUCAUCGAACUCUUUUGCCACCCUCGGGAGUUCAUCUGAACAACAAAAGCUCUCAGCAAGAUUCUCCCAGUGCCACAUGGCCUCAGGUGCAACUGUCAGAUGGCAGACUGCAGCCGCUGUCCCCAGAACAAAGUGGCCAGAACAGAGAAACACUUCCUGAGAGAGCUGAUGCAAAGAACAAGCUAAUGUGUUCAAUAUGCUUGAAGGAGUUUAAGAGUUUGCCUGCUCUAAAUGGUCACAUGAGGUCACACGGAGGAGUAAGAGCAUCUCCUAACUUCAAACAGGAUGAAGGAGAGAAACCACCACAGCAGCUGCUGCCUAAAGAGGUGGAUAGCCUCGCGCCCAUCGUCAUGCCAGUGUCUGUCCCUGUAAAGCUUCUGUCACCCGAGCCCAGCACGCAGCCCUCUGCCAGCACUGCCACAGUCAAAGACAAGCCUGCCAACUCUGUGUCAGAUGAUGAGAUGCCCGUUCUCGAAAUUAGCAGAAAACCUCAUCAAAGUGCUGUAAAAUUGGAAGAAAACUUCAAACCAUUGCAGGACAAGAAGAAGUAUCGGCACAGACCCGAACCUCUCUUCAUACCUCCUCCGUCCUUCAACUUCAGCAUGUCCCACUCUGGUGCCACCCUGUACCAGAGUCAGCUUCGCUCUCCCCGUGUCCUCGGAGAUCAUCUGCUAGACCGGACGCAUGAGCUCCCCCCCUAUACUCCGCCACCGAUGCUUAGUCCAGUUCGGCAAGGGUCUGGUCUCUUCAGCAGUGUUAUCACAUCAUCUCAUAGCACCUCACAUACUCAGCUGCCACUUACUCCACUGACACCUACUCCACGGGUGCUUCUGUGUCGGUCUAAUAGUAUUGAUGGAAGUGUUAUUCCGGUGACGCCUGGGCCUGGAGAACAGACUGUUGAACCACGAAUCAAUAUCGGGUCCAGGUUCCAGGCUGAUAUUCCUGAGCUGCAGGACAGAUUGCUAAUGGAGAAAGAUGUGCACAAGGCUACUUUGGUUUGGAAACCAUGGCCAGAACUGGAGAACAAAGUCUUCCAACAAAGAGUGGAAGACCUUUUAAAUAUGAGCUGUUCCAGUGUGUUACCUGGUGGAGGAACUAACUCAGAAUACGCUUUGCACUCUCUCUUUGAAGCAAAAGGAGAUAUUAUGGUUGCUCUUGAGAAGCUGCUGUUGAGAAAGCCAGUGAGAUUGAAGUGUCAUCCUUUGGCAAAUUACCACUACGCCGGCUCUGACAAAUGGACGCAUCAAGAAAGGAGGUUAUUCAAAGAGGCAUUGUCCACCUACAGCAAAGAUUUCAUAUUUGUACAGAAAAUGGUUAAGUCUAAGACGGUUGCACAAUGUGUGGAAUACUACUAUACCUGGAAGAAAAUCUUGCGUUUGGGACGGAAACACAGAACACGUUUAGAGAAAAAAAGAGAGGAAUGCCUGACAAGUGGAGAAGAGGAAGUGUUAGAGGAAUAUGAGGAGAUCGAAGAAGACAGAAAGGAAGAAAGGGAAAUGCAUAAGUCUCCUGACCCACCAGCUAUUCCUCUUGUUGGACCUAUAGAUCUGCCUGCCCUUCAGAGUCUUUCACUUUCUUCGUCCUCCUUCAUCUGUGAAAUGCCUAACUGUGGCGCUGUGUUCAGUUCCCGACAAGCGCUAAAUGGCCAUGCUCGCAUUCAUGGAGGUACGAAUCAGGUGACAAAAACACGAUGCACCAUUCCAGGCACUAAGCAGAAAUCUGGUACGCAGAGCGGAUACUGCUCCAUCAAGAGUUCACCUGCCCACAGCACAACAAGCGGUGAGACCGACCCAACAACAAUUUUUCCUUGCAAGGAGUGUGGCAAGGUAUUUUUCAAAAUCAAAAGCCGCAAUGCUCAUAUGAAGACUCACAGACAACAAGAAGAACAGCAAAGGCAGAAGGCUCAGAAAGCUGCUGUGGCAGCAGAAAUGGCAGCCACUAUUGCGAGAACUACUGGGCCAGUUGGGCAUAGUUUGAUCCCUCUGGAUCACAUGAGUUUGGUUAAACACGUUGAAAAUGUCGGUGACAUUGACGACGAUGUUGUUCAGGAGCUAGGUGAUGUCAUGGAAGAGAAUGAAGUCAUGGAUCCUGACCUUUUGUUGGAUGAUGAAGAUGCAGAUCUACUGCAGGAUGAUGCCGAGUUGUAAAUAAAGUUGUUUGAUAAAGACAGCUACUGAGCACACCCUGAAUGGAUCAAUCAGGAAACCUGGACUGCUCAUUUAUUCCCCACUGAUUGUAAACUACCUGUUGAAAAUGAUAAUUCUUUUAUCCAGGUCUAUAAAAAAAAAAAAGAAAUCUG